Thamnophis sirtalis is the source of this 780-nucleotide messenger RNA. Lineage: Eukaryota; Metazoa; Chordata; Lepidosauria; Squamata; Natricidae. The record is from RefSeq and is a predicted model, not a curated record.
GUGAAUGUAGCAGUGGGAUAUGUGAUGAAGCUUCUUGCAUUAAUGGUGGUACCUGCACAACCAUCAAAGCAGAUCAAUACAUCUGCCUUUGCCCACUUGGAUUUAAAGGGCGCCAUUGUGAAGAAGUUUUCACCCUCAUCAUACCUCAGUUCAAUGAGACACUGAAAUCUUUUGCUGUCACCCCCUGGCCAUUAGAGCCAGUCAGCUAUCUUUCUUUCAUGGAAUUCGAGUUCACAUUUCGACCAGAUGCAGCAAAUGGUGUCCUGAUGUAUAGUUACGAUACAGGCAGCAAAGACUUUCUCUCCAUUUGCAUUGUGGACAGCUAUGUGGAAUUCAGGUUUGAUUGCGGCUCAGGAACUGCUAUUAUCAGGAGCGAAGACCCCAUCCGUUUAAACCAGUGGCAUGAGCUCAAAGUGUCACGCACAGCCAAAAAUGGCAUUUUGCAGGUUAAUCAACAAACUCCAGUAGAAGGAAUGGCAGAGGGAGCAUUCACACAGAUUAAAUGUAACCCUGAGAUCUUCAUAGGUGGUGUACCAAAUUACGAUGAUGUGAAAAAGAACUCCGGUGUUCUGAAACCAUUCUCUGGAAGUAUUCAGAAGAUAGUCUUGAAUGACCGGACGAUAGACACGAAGCAGGAUUUCACAGCUGGCGUCAACUUAGGGAACACGGUCCAUCCCUGUGUGAGUGCGCCCUGUGACAACGGCGGCUCCUGCGUUCCCAAGAAAGAUGGGUAUGAAUGUGAUUGCCCUUUGGGUUUUGAAGGGCAAAACUGCCAGAAAG